AUGGCAAAUAUAGCAGCCAAACGUAUAAAAAGAGAGUUCAAAGAGAUAAUGAAAAGUGAAGAGGUGAUUGGUGGCUCCAUAAAAUUGGGACUCGUGAAUGAGAAUUGGACUGAACUCAAAGGCGAGAUAGCUGGUCCUGUUGAUACUCCUUAUGAAGGUGGGACCUUCCUCCUUGAAAUUAAAGUUCCCGAAACUUAUCCUUUCAAUCCUCCUAAGAUACGCUUUUUGACCAAGAUCUGGCAUCCGAACGUGUCCUCAGUCACCGGUGCCAUAUGUUUAGACAUCUUGAAAGACCAAUGGGCAGCAGCUUUAACAUUGCGUACAGUUCUAUUGUCGUUGCAAGCAUUACUGUCAGCAGGUGAACCUAAUGAUCCACAAGAUGCUGUGGUCGCCAAACAGUUCAGAGAGAAUCCUCGUUUAUUCACUAUGACGGCACGACAUUGGACCAAUGUUUAUGCUGGUGGGCCAAAUAUAGUACACGAAUGCAAUAGCAAAGUGCAGCGUAUGCUGGACAUGGGUAUUGAUGAACAUCAGGCCAGAGUAGCUCUCUCCUCAUAUGAUUGGGACUUAGAGCGUGCCACUGAGCAACUUUUUGGCUAG
Molecule: messenger RNA, 600 nt
Organism: Bombyx mori (domestic silkworm)
Lineage: Eukaryota; Metazoa; Arthropoda; Insecta; Lepidoptera; Bombycidae
Gene: Ubc4
Product: ubiquitin conjugating enzyme 4
Exons: 3
Coding region: 1-600 (199 amino acids)
Molecular function (GO): protein binding
Source: RefSeq, marked provisional